Messenger RNA from Nelumbo nucifera (sacred lotus), 675 nucleotides. Lineage: Eukaryota; Viridiplantae; Streptophyta; Magnoliopsida; Proteales; Nelumbonaceae. The record is from RefSeq and is a predicted model, not a curated record.
AUGGUGAAGAAGGCCAAUGAAAAGUGGAGAAUCUGCAUUGACUUCACCGACCUGAAUAAGCCCUGUCCCAAAGACAACUUUCCUCUGCCGAGAAUCGACCAGCUCGUCGACGCAAUAGCCAGACAUGAGCUCCUAAGCUUCAUGGACACCUUCCCAGGCUAUAACCAGAUCCAGAUGGACCAGGACGACCAGGAGCAAACGACCUUUAUCACUGACUAUGGCCUAUAUUACUACAAGGUAAUGCCCUUUGAACUAAAAAACGUGGAUGCCACCUAUCAGCGGCUGGKGAAUGAGGUAUUCAAAGAACAACUCGGUAGGAAUGUGGAGGCAUAUGUCGAGGACAUGCUCAUGAAGAGCAAAAAGGCUGAACAUCACCUGGCUGACCUCUGCAAAGUCUUUGAUACACUCAGAAAGUAUGAGAUGAGUUUAAACCCAACCAAGUGCACCUUCGGGGUUGGCUCCGGCAAGUUUCUGUGGUUUAUGGUAACACAGAGAGGAAUCGAAGCAAAUCCAGAGAAGAUAAAAGCCAUCCUUGACAUGCCAUCCCCUUGGACCCACAAAGAGGUGCAACGACUCACCGGGAGAAUAGCCGCCCUUGGAAGGUUUAUGUCCAAGUCUGCGGACCGGUGCCUCCCCUUUUUCAAAGCCCUCAAAUGGCCAAAGGACUUCCACUAG